AUGUAUUACUCAAAGCUCAUGAUCAUUGCCUUCGUCCGCUAUGCCUUAGGACGUGCGAUUUUACUCGAGAAUCCUUCUUCUCCCUCUGAGAGAGACGAUGAUGCCCUAACAUUGUCGUUAGAAGAGACGCUCAUAGACUUCAAGAGGGGUGUUAAUGUUGUGAAUACCAAAAGAGAUGAUGAGGCCGUAGACUCCAAGAGAGGUGUUAAAAUUGUUGACACCAAAAGAAAUGAUGGAGACAUCAAGCGGGACGAAGAAAUUACCAAGCGGGAGGAGGAUAUCACCAAACGAGACGAAGCUAUUACAGAAAAAAAAAAUAACAACGGCGGAGACUACAAACGAAACAAUAGCGGGGACUACAAACGAGACGAAGCUAUCGCAGAAGAAAACAGAAACAACGGCGGAGAAGAUGAGAGGGCUGGCGAUAUUGCGGGCCAUAACUGA
This is a messenger RNA of Botrytis porri, 444 nucleotides long. RefSeq lists its product as uncharacterized. The record is from RefSeq and is a predicted model, not a curated record. Lineage: Eukaryota; Fungi; Ascomycota; Leotiomycetes; Helotiales; Sclerotiniaceae. The transcript has 2 exons. The coding region runs from base 1 to 444 and encodes 147 amino acids.